Molecule: messenger RNA, 4050 nt
Organism: Globicephala melas (long-finned pilot whale)
Lineage: Eukaryota; Metazoa; Chordata; Mammalia; Artiodactyla; Delphinidae
Gene: C13H18orf54
Product: chromosome 13 C18orf54 homolog
Source: RefSeq, a predicted model, not a curated record
GAGCGCGGGAUCCGCGCUCGGCUUUGACGGCGGAGGAACCUGCGAGCUAGCGGAACCUGAGGCCGGGCGGCGUCCGGGUCUGGGUGCUUUGUCACGUCUCCCGUCGGGUGGCAGGACAGGGCUUUGGGUGGAGAAUUGAGGACGUCUGCGCUUUUCUCUCUUUCCAGGCCUUCGUCGGUAGUAGAGAUCUCUGGCCACUCGUGCUAACGUUCUAUUCGUCGGAAUGAUGGAUUUCCUUUUGGGGAUACACCCGGAAGUGUUAACGGAAGAAAUGUUGUUUCUAAGAGAAAUGAGUGGAAAUAAUCCAUUUUGAGGAAGCCAUGGCAAAAUUAAAUACAAAGCGCAGAGUUUGUUCUCGGGAAUCUUCAGUAUCUUCUCUGUUAGCAAGCUGCAACCUGAGUGGUAGUAAUUCCUCUAACUCUGAUGGCUCUUUUCAGUAUAAGGAUAGACUGUACAGUUCUGCAUCUCAGGCUCUACAGGCCUAUAUUGAUGAUUUUGAUCUAAGCUGUAUGUAUCUUGGUGCAAGCACUGGAAAGAUUAACAUCGAUAAAUGUUCUGCUAAUAUGCCAGAAUUCUCCAACUAUGUUUAUAAACCAAAGAAUGCUUUUGAAAAUCUUGAUGACAAAAAAGAUUUGUCCUUAUCCUGUAGAGGACAGACUAUUAAUGACAUGGACUCCAUUAGCCUAACAACUGAUGAUCUAUUAAAACUUCCAGCAGAUGGAUCAUUUUCUUUCACUUAUGUUGGAGCAGGUCAUGGAAUUAGCAAGAAAAGCAAAAAACAUACUGGAAGACUGAGUUUAUCCAACAGUGAAAAGAAUCAAAAUUUUCAAGAACCAGCCACUCUCCUGGGCAAGGAUAACUUAGUUACCCCGGUUGUAUACACAAAUGUAAAAGGAAAGCAGUGUGGUAGGCUGAAAAACCCAAAACUUGUGAAUAAGGUUAAUAAAUGUGUUUCUGUACCAUCUUUAUCUUUUAACAAGAAAUCAUCUUUUAGGGACAGUUCAGAACACAAACUUGAAAAGAAUUACCCAAGAUGGCUCACUAGCCAGAAGUCUGACCUUAAUGUUUCAGGGAUAACGAGUAUACCGGAUUUCAAAUACCCAGUCUGGCUCUACAAUCAAGACUUGCUGCCCGAUACAAAUAGUCAAAGGAUUUAUCAAAUAUUUAAAGAAGAUCACUGUUCCCCUAGGCAUAGUUACCAGGCACAAAGAACUUCUCAGCUAAUGAAUAAAUUAGAUUGUUUUGAAUAUUCUUUUGAACCGUCAAACAGUUCACAUUCCUUGAGUGAUGGUAAAGGAUUAGUUAAUGAAUAUGAAUGUGAUUCUGAACAUAGCCAAUGUCAGUGUGACAAUCCACUUCUCCCAGGAUCCAAAAAGCCAUUCAGUGGUGACAGAAUUGAAUUGCUUAUCCUGAAGGCCAAGAGAAAUCUAGAGCAUUGUACUGAAGAAUUACCGAAGUCUAUGAAGAAGGAUGACAGUCCUUGUUCAUUAGAUAAACUUGAAGCAGAAAGAUCAUGGGAAAAUAUUCCUGUUACUUUCAAAUCUCCUGUUCCGGUUAACUCUGAUGAUAGUGUUCAACAAACUUCAAGGGCAAAGUAUGCUGACGGGUUCCUUGAAGACUUUUUAAAUAAUGAUAAUCAGAGCUGUACCCUUUCUGGAGGGAAACACCAUGGUCCUGUUGAAGCCCUGAAACAAAUGUUAUUUAAUCUUCAAGCAGUACAAGAAAGUUUUAAUCAGAAUAAAACCACAGAGCCAAAAGGCGAAAUUAAACAAGUUUCAGAAGAUGAUUUCUCUAAAUUACAGUUGAAGGAAAAUAUGGCUCCUGUUAAUAGGUCACUUCAAAAGGCUUUGCACCAUUUAUCUCGCCUGAGAGACCUGGUUGAUGAUUCCAGUGGGAAACAGUCACCGAAAAUAUGAAGAGGAAAAUAAAAGUCUAACCAAUAAGUAGUCACCACAGAACAAAAAUGUAUUUUUUUUCCUAUUGCUUAAACUGACAAAGUAAUUAGAAGCCAUAUAUUAUUCUGUGAUUGGUUCAAGUAUUAUAUAUUUUUUAAAAACCAGACUUGAAAAUGUCCAUAGAUUUUUGUGGUCUAUCCUCAUUUUGUGCCAAAAUACCAGGAGGUGAACUAGAAGGACCCACACUAUAUGGCCUAGUCUGACUUUGGUCUUCAGGCUGUCAAAUGUCUAAUAUUCAAAGAUGGAUGAUUUCCGUUCUUGAAGCUUACAUGGACUUAACCUUCUUCAGCAUCCUCAUCAUUUUAUCAUCUGAUUCUGGAUCAUUAAGAAGCUUUUCCUGGUUUCUAUCCAAAAUCUCUUAAAUAGACUCUUUUAUAAAGUUAGUAUCCACUUAAGGAGCUUGAGGAAUGUCAAAAUUGUUAUGGUGUAUCUUAUCCAUAUGGAAGUAUGUUACUUUCAAGUUUCAUAAAGCAAACAUUUAAGAAUAUGUUAUAUUUGCAAAUAACAUUAAUUGGUGCAGUGCUAAAAGGAUGUUUUAUAUUGUGAAUUCCAGGAAAACCUCAUUUAAUUAAUGCUUUGAUUCUAUAUGUAAGAUAAUCUUGACAGUACUUGACAGUUUAUAAAAUAUUUGGGGGGGGGAUAUUUGAGAUUUUAAUAUUUUGAUAUUAUUUCCCAGAUUUAAGUUUUGAGGUUAGCUCAAACUAGUAAAAACUAUAUCAGUGGCCAGUUGCUUUAUGGAAUUUGAUAACUAAACUUAAAUGAAUAUGGAAAAUCAGAAAGUAACUGUAUUUUAAAGCUAUUUUGUAAGUGCUGAACUUUCUUUAAGGUUUGUCACUAGCUAGGACUGAACAGAGCUCUAUAAUUUUGCAACUUCUACCAAAUGAGCGUCUAAUAAGCAGGAAGCAUCUUUACCAACAAAAUGAAGGAAUAAUUCAUAAGACAUGGGAAAGCAUAUUAAAAAAGCCUGAUGAAAUUAAAGAAUUGGUAUGUAUACAAAUAGUACAAAUUAACACUACCCAAAUUGGAGCGUUUUUGCUAAUAAGUAGCUUCACUGUCAAAUAGGAAUUUCUAAGUACAUUGGGUCAAAGAAUUUUUCCCCCCAAUUUAAAGCACUAUCUAAGGCCUUUGUUAUAGAACUUACAUGUCAGAGACUGUGGAGUGAAUCCUGUCUUUCUUUUCCUUGCCUAGUGAGUCAGUCACUGUACUAUUCUUUUUGCCCAGUUUGAGAGUCACUUGCUAAUAAGUUUGUUGUGUUUACUCUGUGGAGGUGUUUUUGCCGCAGACAUUCUAUUUCUGAUUAUGGUCUUCUGCUUCACAGGAGAUAGUUUGCAUACAAUCAAACAAGACAUUACUUUGAUGAUUGAAAUGUGGUUGUUAAAAGUGCAGAUAGAUUUUAAGUGGAUGAACAUAGAUCUGAGCGGAGCAUGUUCCAGUGAAAUCCAGUAUCCAACGAAUUCUAAAGGCAGAGCAGACAAAGAUAGCAGAUAAUUACAUAUUAUCUGUUGAUCAGAUAUAAUAUGUUUAGUAUACCUAGAAAGCAUCUCCAAAGGGAUUAUUAUGCUGUGUUGACUCUGAGUAGCACUGAUUUGGUUAGUUCUUCCAUUUGCAAGAACAUAUAUCCAGUACUAAAUAAGAUAAGCCUGUUCUAAAAUUUUGUUAUAACUAGUAUUUUAAGAAACUUGAUUAUACUUACCCCAGAGUAUUUUUCCUUUUGUAUUAAAUAUGGAAGUUUAAGUUUUUUAGCAAAAAAGAGAACUUUAAAUGAUUAAUUCUAACCUUUCAAAAAAUAUAUAGGAGAUUCAAACAAGAAAAAAAUGUAAAUGAUAAAUGUUCAAUAAAUUCUUUAAGGAAUUGAUUUAAUUAAUUGUUAAAUAUUUCAGUAUUUUUUAUUUUGAGAUUUCCAGAGGAAAAAAAGGAGACAACAGUAUUGAGACUGCUGAGUUGGGAAUUUAAAGCAGAUGAGAACAAUUAGUUUUAAAAAUAGAAUUGUGAAUAUAAAGUUUUAUCAACCUUUUUCUCUCUUUUAGGUAUAUUGAAAAAUAUUAAAUAGAAAAAGUGAUAAAAUUUUAAUAAGACAUUUCAGAUUUUUAAUUGA